Molecule: messenger RNA, 2208 nt
Organism: Fusarium subglutinans
Lineage: Eukaryota; Fungi; Ascomycota; Sordariomycetes; Hypocreales; Nectriaceae
Exons: 7
Coding region: 1-2208 (735 amino acids)
Biological process (GO): regulation of DNA-templated transcription
Molecular function (GO): zinc ion binding; DNA-binding transcription factor activity, RNA polymerase II-specific; acetyltransferase activity
Source: RefSeq, a predicted model, not a curated record
AUGACAGGUAGUGAUAAUUCAUCUUCAAAUCGCUCAACCGCCCGUCGCAAAGACCCAGCCUGCGGAACAUGUCGCAAGAAGUGUCGAAAAUGCGAUCGGAAACGUCCAAUAUGCGAUAGAUGUCGCACCAAAGGUCUCCAUUGUGAAGGAUACCCCCCACGGUUUCAAUUCCAAGAGACAUUAACGAUUACCCCCAAUCAACCAAGCUUGCAGCCUGCGACAUCAGAUAGCGUUGAUGCCUCGCCUUCACAGCCAGUGAGCUUGAGUGAGUCACCUCCAGAAUUGUCAAUGCCACCUGUGCCCAUCGAUGCAAGACUGUCGGCUUCACUUUCGCCCGAAUUACCUGUCCUUAAGACGUCAGCUUUGACCUUGACGUCGCCUCAAACAUCAGCGACUCUAUCACUGUCGCCCGACGUCGCGCCCUUUACUAUCUCACUCUCAGCACACACCGACCUAGAGAACGAUAUUACGACAAAUCGAUAUAUCAUUGACUACUUUGAUCAAACGCUAAGCGAGCACUUCAUUAUCCACGUACCAGGUUUGGACAACCCAUUCAGAGAAUAUGUUCUGCCACUUGCCUACCAGCAUCAAGGUAUUCUGCAUUCGCUACUCGGAUUGACAGCAUGCCAUAUGCAUAACACUAGACACGCGAACAGUCAGAGACUCGUCACGAUAUCUCUUGGGUACAGACUAUCAGCGAUACGAUCUCUCGCUUCUCUGCUACACAAAGAAGAUAUCUCACGACUGACACCAACCGAGGAGGAACAUGUUCUAGCUAUGGUUUGUGAAUCAGGCGUCUCAACCCAUGGGGCUCACUUGACAGGUGUAUCGUUCCUCUGCAAGCGGAUCGCUUGCCUUGACACAUCGCCCAUGCGUUCAAAAACCGCCAUGUUCUUGAUAUCCGCAUUGUCAUGGCUGGAUAUGAUACGAGGUUUCAGCGGUGCUGAAAAGCUCUCCUACUCGACCGAGGUACGAGAAUGCGUGAGAGACCACGGAAGUUUAAGCCUUCACACGUUAGUUGGCUGUCCGCCAGUAAUGUUCCUCAAGAUUGGCCAGGUGCUCGAGGCAGGUAAAGCUUACCUGGCUGGAGACCUGCCCGUUGAACAGUUUGAGCAAUUACUCGACGGAGCUGAGAAGUUCUUCCGCGGCUGGGAUGCCGAUAAUGCCGUUUAUCCCACCAACCACCAGGAAUGGCGACACCUUGCCGAGGCAUACAGACAUGCAUGCUUGCUCCGCGUGAUGCGAUUUCCCGACGCUUUCGCUAUCUCAUGCGACGACCCGCAGAUAAAAGCUUCUGUCUCGGCGGUUUUGGACGUUUGUGCUACAAUACCGAGAGACAGCGCAUUUUAUAAACGUCUGCUAUUUCCGCUGUUCCUAGCAGGGGCCGAUACCUGCGCUCCGCAUCAAAUACACUACGCAAGCUGGUGCAUCAACGAAAUCAAGCACUCUACGGGCUUCCAGCACCCCGCCAUGACCGAGUUAUUGACCAAAGUCUGGGACGAGAGAAGGACGAAUCCUCGGGGUUGGUCAAACAUUCCCUGGAUGGAAUUUGCCGAGUUGGACAAGGCAUCCAAGCUGGCAAAUGUUCCCCACUGUGAACAAUAUGAGAGGAUGAUCUCAGGGAUGCUAUAUGAUUCACUUAUUCCGAAGCUCACAAAUGCUCGUCUCGCUGCUCGGAAGGCCAUGAACGAAUACAACACCUGGUUUCCCGAAGGCGACGACUUCAACAUCGAGAACAUCACGAAAAGGCGAGCCGAAAUGCUCCAAUCAUUUCUUGGACACGUGGAAGACGACGAAGUCUUCAUCGAGCCACCAUUCAGAGUCGACUACGGCCCCAACAUGUCAGUUGGAAAGAGAUUCUACGCCAACUUCAACUUGACGGUCUUGGAUUCAGCUAUUGUUACGAUUGGCGACAGGGUCAUGAUUGGUCCAAACGUUAUGAUCUCGACGGCGACACAUGAAACGGAGGUCGCAAGUCGAAGGGCCUGCAUCGAGUAUGCGUAUCCUAUCAAUAUUGGCGAUGACUGUUGGAUUGGGGGCGGUGUCACUAUUUUACCUGGUGUUACGAUUGGAGAGGGAUGUACGAUAGGCGCUGGAUCAAUCGUGACGCGCGAUAUACCCGCCUGGAGCGUGGCCGUAGGAUCUCCUGCAAGGGUUGUCAAAAAGGUGCAGCCGCUGGGAGAGUUCAGCGAAUCGAACGGCGUUUGA